GCCGACAUUCCCAAACGGGCGUGCUGGGUUCCUCUAAGUCCUCCCCCCAAACCCUGCCCCCUCUCCCCGGCCAGCCAAGCAGGGAAAGUGCUCUUCUGGGGCUGCAGAGCCGCCCUCCUCUCCUGCCCCCAGGAACUGGGACCCUUAAGGGAAGGGUGGAGAGAAAGAAGGUUCGGGAAGAUCUCGGGGCUGGCUAGUUUUGGAGACGCCGAUAACCAUCCCCCACCCCCCACCCCCAGGUUGGUCCCGGGAGGGGCGGCCUCUCUCCGCCCCCGGGCGGCGCGGCCGGCUCCCUCCUCCCGCGGGCAGGAGCCCCGGCCAAGUGGGCGCGCCUGCCGGGGGCCGGGAUCCGGUGUCUGCUGCAGCUGGCAGUGCGGCGGGCGCGGAGCUGACGGCCGGCGGGGCCGCCUAUUAAUAACGCGGCCACCCAGCUCGGGGUCGCGCAACCAUGGCCAGCCCGGAGCCCCGGCGUGGCGGGAACGGCACCGCCCAGGCCGCGAGGAAAACAAGAGCAGAGGCCAGUUCUCCUGCUCAAGAGGAGGAGCACUCUGAAUCCCUGGAUGAGGCGGGGACCUUGAAUCCAGAAACCACUCUGUCUUUGGAGGGGACCUGGAACGUAGAGGACAUUCUCUUUCUGGGGGACCCAGGUGGUUUUGAUGACACACUGUAUGUGGAAGAGACUGAGAAUCCCGAGGAGAUGCUGUAUAUUGAGGAGACAGGGCAGCCAGAUAAGACCCUGUACGUGGAGGAGGCUGUGACGCCAGAGGAGACGAGGCACGUGGAGGAGGCUGUGACGCCAGAGGAGACGCGGCACGUGGAGGAGGCUGUGACGCCUGAGGAGACGCGGCACGUGGAGGAGGCUGUGACGCCGGAGGAGACGCGGCACGUGGAGGAGGCUGUGACACCGGAGGAGAUGCGGCACGUGGAGGAGGCUGUGACGCCGGAGGAGACCACAAGCCCAGAGCAGGUGGUUUGUGGGGGAGAGAUGGUCAUGAGCGAGGAGAAACCUAACCCUGAGGAGAGCCUCAGAGCUGCUCCUAGUCCCAGCACAGAGGAGAGCCUGAGCAUAGAAGACCUGGAAUUGCUUGAGGGGCGUUUUCAGGAAUGUGUCCAAGCUGUGGCCCAGCUGGAAGAGGAGAGGGAUCAGCUCAUCCAUGAGCUUGUGUUGCUCAGGGAACCAGCUCUACAGGAGGUGCAACAAGUCCAUCAGGACAUCCAAGCUGCCUACAAACUGCAUGCCCAGGCAGAGCUGGAGAGGGACGGGCUAAGGGAGGAGAUCCGGCUGGUCAAGCAGAAGCUGUUCAAGGUGACGAAGGAAUGUGUGGCCUACCAAUAUCAGCUGGAGUGCCGCCGGCAGGACGUGGCCCAAUUUGCUGAUUUCAGGGAAGUGCUGACUGCUCGGGCAGCCCAGCUCUCGGAGGAAGUAGCCCAGAUCCGGGAUGCCUAUCAGAAGCACAAGGAGCAGUUACGGCAACAACUAGAAGCGCCUCCAAGCCAGAGGGACGGACACUUCCUGCAGGAGAGCCGGCGGCUUUCUGCUCAGUUUGAGAACCUCAUGGCAGAGAGCCGCCAGGGCCUGGAGGAAGAGUAUGAGCCCCAGCUGCUGCGACUCCUAGAGAGGAAAGAAGCCGCAGCUAAAGCUCUACAGAAAACCCAGGCCGAGAUCCAGGAGAUGAAGGAGGCUCUGAGACCCCUGCAAGCAGAGGCCCGGCAGCUCCACCUGCAAAACAGGAACCUGGAGGACCAGCUCACACUUGUGAAGCAAAAACGAGACGAGGAAGUGCAGCAGUACAGGGAACAGCUGGAGGAAAUGGAAGAACGACAGAGGCAGUUAAGAAGUGGGGUGCAACUCCAGCAACGGAAGAACAAAGAGAUGGAGCAGCUAAGGAUCAGCCUUGCUAAAGAGCUCUCCACUUAUAAGGCUAUGCAAUCCAAAAACCUGGAACAGGCUAACGCUCCCACUUCUCAGGCAGGUGGAAUCGAGACACAGUCCCAAGGUGAUCCUUGUGGGUACAAAAGUGUGUUUGCGUUGUUGUUUUCUUAACAAUACUAAUGCCUUAAAAGAAUUUAAAUGUGUGUCUAAUGACAAGUAAGUCAUUUAGGGAUAACAGAUACCUCCAAAUCGCCUGGUUCAAGUAUUCAGGGUUCAUUUGGAAUGUUUCAGUUUCUGGUAGGAAUCAAAACAUGCCCUAAUUAUCAUCAGGAAUUCUGUAACGGGAUAAAACAUCUAUCUAGGCUCUGUGCAUUCUUACUUUCCUCCCCCUAUUUUACCCCAUCUGCUAUUCAGUUUCCUUAGAAUAGCAGACAGUAGUUAUGCUACCUAAUUCAGACUAUGACCUAAAGGGGCAAAAGAAGGCUAAAUUAAUCUGUAACAGUAAUACAAAAAAAGCUGAAGAGGGUGUUAUUUAUAGGCUGAGGGACAAGGUUAUUGCUUAAGAUGUGAAAACAAGCAACACACCUGUCCAUUGAUUUCUUUAUAUACCAGUAUGUUCUUAUAUUCAAGUUCUAGAUUCUCUUGGAUAAAGAAAUUAAAGCUAGAGAAGGUCUCUGUCAAGUUGUAUGCUAGCCAGACGCCCAUAAAUUUUAUUCUUAAUUUCCUAAUCUUACAUCUUGGACACAAAAUCACAAAUAACUACUAUAACUGAUGCUAUUUCUAACUCACUAGGACUGGACUGUGUUUUUAUCCAGGCAUAACUGAUUACGCUGAUUGGGAGAUUACUAGAACCUUGUAAUUGAGGAAAAUGAUCUGCUAAACACCUCUGCAUGGAUCAGAUUAAAAGUACAAUAGGGAAAAGGCAAUGAUUCAAAGAAACCAAGCUACUGAAUUUCAGGCAUUGUAAUACCUUUGUAAACUUAACCUGGACAGAGAAAAUUUUAGCUAACCCCUCCCCAUCAUCACAUCACUUACCAUUGUUUUACAAAUAGGAGGCACCCAAACAUGCUAGGGGAUCAUGUGUAAAUCAGUCUAGCAAUCCCUCCGACAAAGCCCGCACUAAACUUCAGAAUUUCACUGUUAUAAACAUUAUACUGUAUUAUUUCAAGUUGAAGAAAGUAUAAACAAUUCUUUUUUCUCUCAACCUUACAGGGGCUGUUUAGAAACAUAUGGCCGAAUCUGUAACCCAGAAACCACCAAAAAAACUUCUUAGCCAAGGAUCACCAAGUACCCUUUGGACACACUUUUUUUCCAGAGAAGGGAGUGCCAGGGACUUGGCAAGCAAUUCAUCUUGGGAAAGUUACAAAUACUGGCUGACCUGUUUAAAAAGAUUCUAGGGCUGGCUGGAGGCAGAACACCAUCGGUCAGCUCUUAGCGGGAUUGUAUUUCAGACUGCUGGUACUGAUUUCAACAAACAGAGGAACAGAAAAAUGAGCCUCCUAUCCUCCAGCGGCAACCCUCACAUGCAGUUAAGGAUGAAUGUAUGGACACACCUUGAAGUGAUGUGAAGAAUGUAUCUUGCCGUGUGUUGACCUAAACCAAAAACACUUUUUGGAGCACAGGUGGGGUAAAAAAGGCAGCCAAUUUUCAUUUAAAUGGGUUUACAAUUUGAAUUCUUUUGUGAAAUGAGUGUUGGACUUUAAAUGAAUCCUUUUACAAAGUUUGCUUUUCUUGAAAUCUAUGCUCAUAGUUUACUCUUGUAUCAAGAUAAUUUUCACUAUACUCUAAAAGGAACCCAUCCAGAGUUGAACCUAGCGAUUAAGGAUACUGCUUUCCCUGAAGAUCAUACCUUAUGAAAAUGAUUUUGGGUCAGUAUGAUCUACUCAGUUAAACUGAGUGAUUGGCAAAGAACCGGGCAGUUUACCUGGUUAUGGCACUUGGUACACAGGCUUUCAAGUGCCUAUUAUGUCUAACUUCUAAGUAUAGGCCCCAGUGAAAAACAUACUGGAGAGAUUUAAACUCUUUGAGAAAAGGUUCAAACACCUUUUCCAAAUUUAAAUUUUGCCUUAAAAUCUGCCACAUUGCCUUUGACAUUCUUGCAAGUCCAUGUAUUACAGUUCUCUAGGGACAGACUUCAAAAGGAUGUUAUUUUAUCAAAGAUUAAUCUGUGCACCUCUGAUUCCGUGUUUUGUCUUUUACUUUCCCUGGAAAGGAGUAAAGCUCUUUUCUAUAGCUCUGGGUCUAUUAUAUUUAAAUCUGUUCUUGAUAGUCAGAGACUACAGAAAAUAACUGUCAUCCAAAGAAUUCUAGAAGCCAGACUGGUGUUUGAUUGAUAUUAUAUACUAAAUAAAACCCAUCAGCAUGGGGUUAUGUAGAAAAGCAAUUUAUUCCAUUAUAAGCACUUACACAGUUAGUCAUGGAGAGUAACAGGCCUGCUGGUGAACAGGUCACCCAAAAUAGAGAUGGUAUCAAACUAGUGGUCAAGGACUAACUCCUAAAAAAAAAAAAAAAA
Hipposideros armiger (great roundleaf bat) is the source of this 4385-nucleotide messenger RNA. RefSeq names its product syncoilin, intermediate filament protein (gene SYNC). The transcript is spliced from 4 exons. Gene Ontology annotation, cellular component: cytosol; intermediate filament; sarcolemma. Gene Ontology annotation, biological process: intermediate filament-based process. NCBI's taxonomy places the organism in Eukaryota, Metazoa, Chordata, Mammalia, Chiroptera, Hipposideridae. The coding region runs from base 449 to 2044 and encodes 531 amino acids. The record is from RefSeq and is a predicted model, not a curated record.